Messenger RNA from Podarcis raffonei (Aeolian wall lizard), 4538 nucleotides. RefSeq names its product dishevelled binding antagonist of beta catenin 1 (gene DACT1). Lineage: Eukaryota; Metazoa; Chordata; Lepidosauria; Squamata; Lacertidae. The record is from RefSeq and is a predicted model, not a curated record. Gene Ontology annotation, biological process: negative regulation of JNK cascade; regulation of Wnt signaling pathway, planar cell polarity pathway; negative regulation of canonical Wnt signaling pathway. The transcript is spliced from 4 exons. Gene Ontology annotation, cellular component: cytoplasm. Bases 220 to 2709 code for a protein of 829 amino acids.
CUUGGGAGGAGAGCGAGCCGAGACGCCGCAGAGGAAGGAGGCAGCCCGGGCGCUCCGGGGAGAGGCGGCGGUGGCGGUGGGGCAGGGAUGCGCUUGCCGGGGGGCUGACAGAUCCCGGUGCCACGGGGCUUCGCGCGCUGAGCGCCUCGGCGACCUGCGGAGCGCAUCUUCCGCGCCCGGAUCUCCAUGCGCUGAUCGAGGGGUGGUGCCGGCUCGGGGAUGAAGCAGGCGAUCGCGGAGCCCGGGCAGCUGCAGGGCCCCCCGGCGUCGUCGGGGCGGGAGCCCGAGGCCCGGUGGCCGCGCGACGGCGCCAAGAGCGAGGCGAGCGAGGCGGAGCGGCUGCGCACCCGCGAGCGCCUGGAGGCCACCCUGGCCGGGCUGGCCGAGCUGGAGUUGCUGCGCCAGCGCCACGAGCUGCGCGUCAAGCGGCUGCUGGCCGCCGCGCCCGCCGAUGCCCGGCCGGGGGGGAGCGGCUCCGGGGAGACGGCGGCGGGAGAGGCAGCCGCGCCAGGGGUCGCCGCCGCCGCUCCGCGCAGCCUGGAGGAGAAGUUCCUGGAGGAGAACAUCCUGCUCCUGCGGAGGCAGCUGAAUUGCCUGCGACGGAGGGACGCGGGUUUGUUAAACCAGUUGCAAGAACUGGACAAGCAGAUCAGCGACCUGAGGCUGGAUGUUGAGAAAACGGCCGACGAGCAGCUCGAGACGGACAGCCGCCCCAGCUCAGGCUUCUAUGAGCUGAGCGACGGGGCCUCGGGGUCGCUCUCCAACUCCUCCAACUCUGUUUUCAGCGAGUGUUUGUCCAGCUGCCACUCCAGCACCUGCUUCUGCAGCCCUUUGGACACAUCCCUGAGUGGCUCUGAUGGACGGCCCAUGUCUGCAGAUCUCAUCGGCUGGCUGGAAUAUAACAAAGGGAACCAGCAUGAAGACCCGUCCGUGGGGAUGGCCUGCCGAGUUCUGUCCACAUCGCACUCUAAUUCCCUUGAGGUGGUUGCAGACGUGCAUCCAAAAUACCAGUGUGACCUGGUGUCGAAAAACGGGAACGACGUUUACCGCUACCCCAGCCCUUUACACGCCGUCGCGGUGCAGAGCCCCAUGUUCCUUUUGCCGGUGACAGACAACCCCCCGAGGGAAGAGGGAGAGCACAACGUUGCGGACCUUUGCGUGGGACCCGAACACGACUCUGCGAAAACGGGCGCCUCCUGCCUCCCGCAUAGCUCUCCUCCCGAGUCCUGUCCCCCAGCCAGCAGGAAAAUAGACGGCUACAUCUUGAGCCUUGUUCAAAAAAAGACCCCUUCGGUGCGGACUAACAAACUGAGGACGAAUCUGAAUGCAGACCCCGCCAAAGGGAUUUUGAGGCACGGGAGCCUGUGUGUCCGGCAAGCGCCUGGGGUUGCAAGCGGCAGUUCGGCCGCUGCUCUCAAGAACCCAAACCAGGUCUUCCCCCAUUCCAGCAGAGCCAGCACACCGCUUGACAGAAGCGCCUUCUCCCCUCUGAAGCAGCAUUCGAGAGAAACCGAACACCUGGAGAGCAAACAGGUUCCUCCACCCACGGUCUUCCCACCAAAUGUCAACCACGAACUUCAAAGCCAGCAGGCGGCGAGGAACGUCAAACCGCCAGAGCCGCCGCGGUGUCCGGUCGCAAGCAAGGGCGACGUCCCCAAGGAAAGCGGCCAGAUUUUUGCGGAAAGCCCUCCCCAACACGCAACGCCCCCGAAGGAAAGCAAAACCCUCCAGCUGCCCAGAAAAAUCCUGUUCAAAAGCAGCGGGGCGCAAGCGGUCCACGGUGUUUUGCCGCCUCAGGAAACCAGGCCUCCGCUGGAUUUCAAGAGCGACGGGUCGUCCUCUCAGGGCUUGGAGGAAGGCCUGCUAGUGAACGCCAAAUACAUCCCGGCUCAGCCGCAGACGGUCAGGCUUCACAAGGGCAGCCGGAGCGUCAGGAUACUCAAAAGCUCCUUGGUGAAGCACAGGUCUCACCUCGUCACCGUACUGGAAAACGGGCCGCAGGCCGGCAGGGAGAAGGCCAAACCCUCCGGCAAGAAGUGCCGUUUCCCCGACGACCUGGAUACAAAUAAGAAGCCGAAGAAGGCCGCCGCGAGAGGGAAGAAAAGCGGCCACUUGCCGCUGGAGGCCGCCCUCCUGAGUCGGCCUCCCGGCGUCCUGAAGUCGGGGGUUAGGCCACACAGCCGGGAGCCGGUGGUGGCGAAACCGAAGCACAAGAGGGCUGACUAUCGCCGCUGGAAGCUGUCAGCCGAGGUCUCCUAUGAAGAAGCCCUGAGGAGGGCGAGGAGGAACCGGAGGGAAGGCCUCGGGGCCUACCCUCAGGCUCCCCACCCGUACGCCAGCCCCUACGCCUACGUCGCGAGCGACUCGGAGUAUUCGGCAGAGUGCGAGUCGCUCUUCCACUCAACGGUGGUGGACACCAGCGAGGACGAGAGGAGCAACUACACCACAAACUGCUUUGGGGACAGCGAGUCCAGCCUGAGCGAGGUGGAGUUUGUGGGCGAGAGCACAACGACCAGCGACUCGGAUGAGAGCGGGGGGCUCAUCUGGUCCCAGUUUGUGCAGACGCUCCCCAUCCAGGCGGUCGCCGCCGCUUCCGAGCUCCACGAAAACGCAGCCAAAGCCUUCGUCAAGAUUAAAGCCUCACACAACCUCAAGAAGAAGAUCCUCCGCUUUCGGUCCGGCUCUCUCAAACUGAUGACUACUGUCUGAAAGGCAUAACUAGUAGCUGAAGAUGGCGGCAGUGGUGACUGACAUGCCUACGGGGGGAAGAGUGUGUGUGUUAAGGCAGCCUUCCCGAAGUUGGUGACCUCCAAAUGUCUUUGACAUUUGUGGGGAGUUGGAAGGGACCCCCAAAGGCCAUCAAGUCCAACUCCACUGCAAUGCAGAAAUCUCAGCAUGUGGUCCCCCAUCCAAUUUCAAACCAUACUGGACCCUGCUUAGCUUUGCAAAUGUGCUAGCAGUUUUAGAUUGCUGCAGUUUGGAGGUCAUGGGAGCUGCAGAGGUUGGGGUUCAGGGGAAACUGCUGUGGUUGGGAAUUAUGGGAAUUGCAGAGGUCGGGGAGCAUGGGGACUGCAGUGGUCAAGGCUCAUGGGAUUGUAGUCCAAAACAUUUGGAGGUCACCAGGUAGGGGAGGCGUGAUAUAAGGGUAUGUCUGCAUUUGGGAGUUUUCGAUGUGUCUUGGGCACGCUUAUUCAGGGCACAGAAGCAACACAAGCCAGCUUCAAGAGAAAAUGCACUUUCCGGGGGGGGGGGGGAGGGCUUCCCUUGCAAGAGGCGAGGUGCCCCAGCGGAGAAUUCAUCUCGUGCUGGAAGGCACAGAGCCCUUUGCUAGUCCUUUGCUGAGAGCAGCAAAGCGCUCAGCCCGCCACCCUCCAGAGAGGCAGCCAUGUUGCAUUGUGUUACUGUUUGUGUAUACAUGCUGCCUGCCAGCCAAAAGUGCUCCCAAGAACAAACAGAUGCACACAAAGACAAUAAUGCAAGCGCAACAUGGAGCAAAUGCGAAUGAUGCCAAUUCAAAACGUUUCGGCAGUAUUAAAACCCGUGCACAUCGGUGUUUCUGGCAGGCAAAGAGCAUUCCCUAGAAGGACAAGAAUACUUGAGCAGCCCCUUUGUCUCAUGAGGGUCCUGGGCAGCAGGGUUUUGCAAGUCAGGUGAAAAAGCUGGUGCCCCGUGAGGCUUGCAGUAGACUCUCUCCCCUGUGACCAUGUGCCCAACAGUCAAGUUGACCUCUCCUUGGUCAGCUUACGCUCAAAGGUUGUCCACUUGCACUAAGAGCAGCCCAGAACUACUUGCAAGCGAGAGAAGCUCCUCUUGGCUUCUUUUUGAAAUGCUAAGCUGGGGCCAGUAGAUGUUCUUGUGGGUUGCAUGCCAGGUGCCUGCCCAAAACACCAAACCAGGAUGCUGCUUGCCAAAUCCGCUUGCAGGUAGAUGCUUCAAACUUCCAAGGCUGCCUCUCCAGUCUUUGAAAAACAUUGAAGGGAAGUCAGUAGCUUUUUAUUGAGAUACCAAGGGAGCAAGCAAUAUAUAUCCUAAAUGCAAAGCGUGGUGCUGUGUGAUUAUUAUUUUUUUAACACUAAAUAGCCAGCCAUUGGGACAGGGGAGAAUCAGGAUUGGGACUGUGAUGGACAGGGAGACGAGCAGUUAACCCUUUUCUUCUGUGCUGCUGAAAAUUUCCCUUCCUACUCCCUCCAAGAAGCUAUUGUUUGGCAUGGGGGGAAAAGGGGGGGGGGGGUUCAGAGAGUUAAUUUGAGUGGGAUCACGGCGCUGGGGGAAAAGGUUUUUUGUUUUGUUUUUAAUCUUCUCAUUGCGGUCCUGAUCCUGAUUAGUACCUCCCCUGCAGGAGCUGUUUAUUUAAAUAAUAGUAAUAACAAUGGCCAUGGCAAAUUAUACAUUUAACAUUACAUGGUACUGGGGCUGUGGCAAUCAGCCUUGUUACAGUGCUGCCCCUUCCGGUACAUCUCAAGGCCCUUCCUGAGACAGACUGCCCUGAGACCUUCAGAUGAAGGGCAGUAAACAGAUAUAAUAAAUAAAGUAAAUAA